Molecule: messenger RNA, 1360 nt
Organism: Drosophila erecta
Lineage: Eukaryota; Metazoa; Arthropoda; Insecta; Diptera; Drosophilidae
Gene: AlkB
Product: nucleic acid dioxygenase ALKBH1
Exons: 3
Coding region: 294-1292 (332 amino acids)
Biological process (GO): oxidative RNA demethylation
Cellular component (GO): nucleus; cytoplasm
Molecular function (GO): ferrous iron binding; broad specificity oxidative DNA demethylase activity; oxidative RNA demethylase activity
Source: RefSeq, a predicted model, not a curated record
UCGAUAUCUAUAUCAUCGAUAAGUGUGAAAAAUGUAAUCACAAAUGAAUCACCGGAUGGAAAAAGGCUUUCAACUUUUUCUAUGAAAAUUACUUUUAAGAUUGCUUGGAAAUGUCUUAUAUGAUAUAAAUAAUAUAAUGAUAUACGCGCUCAUUUUUAAUUUAAUUGUGUUUCCACCCCAUGUUUGAGUUCUUAACGUGUUCAAAAGCAUUUUGGAUUUCUCCAAACGCAGUCACACUAUUGUUAUCGCUAAUAUUAACUUAUUGUUUAUAUUGUAAAUAUUGUAUAUGAAACAUGUUCAAGUUAGUUUUUAAGCAGUUUAAGUCCAAAAGUACUAGUCCCGAUUUAACGGAAGUAGUUAGGAUCGAUGACAGUGUAGUCAAGGGGAUUGAUCAACAACAUAGUGAUAAUAAUAUUGUUCAACGAAUAUUGUUCAGCAAUGUAGAAAGCUUACAGACAAUGCCAGGCAUAAAAUCGCCAAAAGAUUGGCGAUCUUAUACAUUAACUAAUCAUCCCGGCAUUAUUGUUAUUCGGAACCCAUUCUCGGAACGAGGACGACGUUAUUGGAUAGCCCGAUGUCUGCGGGAUUAUCCGCGUACACCAAAUAUAGUCAAUUUGAAUGAAAGACUCUUCGAUGAAUCCAUCAGAUCAGACUGGUGGAAACAGCUUAGUCUGUGUAGCGAUGCCAAUGAGUUCCAACGGAUUAAAUCUGCGAUGCGUUGGACGACAUUUGGAUAUCAUCACAAUUGGGAUACAAAGAUCUAUGACGAGGAGAUGCAGUCACCGUUUCCCGAAGAUUUUAACAGUCUAUGCAGAUUGUUUGCGCAAGCGUUAGGAUACAGUGACUUUAAGCCUGAAGCUGCAAUUGUAAAUUACUAUCCACUUGGUAGUACCUUAUCGGGUCACACAGAUCACUCUGAACCAAACAAAUCGGCACCUUUAUUUUCAUUUAGCUUUGGUCAGACUGCAAUAUUCCUAAUUGGCGGAAGAACCUUAGAAGAAAAGCCAACCGCUAUCUACCUUCAAUGUGGGGACGUUAUGAUAAUGUCCGGAGAAUCGCGUCUAUGCUAUCACGCAGUUCCCCGUAUCAUCAAAACUCAGACUUCCGCGACUUUAACACUGAUAAAUGAAGAUGUGGAUGAUGUAGAUAUUGGAACGAAUUCAAUGGAUAAAGAUUUAUUUCAUGACGUAGGCAACCCCCAAUUUUGGGAGCCUUUUUCGAGUUAUAUGGAUGAUUCGCGUGUUAAUAUCAAUGUACGCCAAGUUUUAAAUCCAGGAGAGUUAAAGCUAUAAAAAGUUUAACAUAUACAAAAAAAAGUUUUACAUUUUUUCGGCAAUUAAAUUAAAAAAUAACCGCAUUU